Messenger RNA from Caenorhabditis remanei, 1152 nucleotides. RefSeq lists its product as uncharacterized. Bases 1 to 1152 code for a protein of 383 amino acids. Lineage: Eukaryota; Metazoa; Nematoda; Chromadorea; Rhabditida; Rhabditidae. The transcript is spliced from 5 exons. The record is from RefSeq and is a predicted model, not a curated record.
AUGAUGAUGCUCCGACUGUUAUUUCUCUCAGUGUCUGGUUUAACACUCUGUCACGCCAUCUUCUUCGGAAUGGGUGGAGGUGGUGGCGGUGGAGGCUGCUGUUGUGGAUGUGGAACACCUCAGCCACCAAGUUGUGGUUGUGCUCCAGCUUGUCCCCAAGCACCAGCUUGUCCAGUCUGUCCACCACCACAACCAUGUCCAGCUCCACCAGCAGCAUACUGUCCACAAGUUCAACCAGUCUACGUGCAGAAUAGUGGAGGAUGUGGUGGCGGAGGAGGCUGUGGAGGCGGAGGCGGAGGCGGAUGUGGUGGAGGAGGCGGCUGCGGGGGUGGCGGCGGAGGUGGAUACGCAUCUGGAGGCAGCGGAGGUGGAUUUGCAAGACAGCCAGUAUCCCUUCCAUCAGCUGGAUAUUCUGGACCACCACCACCUCUCCCAUCAAGUGGAGGAUAUUCAAGCGGUGGAAAUAGCGGAGGGUACUCAAGUCAAAGUAGCAGUGGUGGAUAUUCGAGUGGAGGAAGUAGUGGAGGUGGAUACUCUAGUGGUGGAGGUGGAUAUUCUGGUGGAGCCGCUGCUGCCGGAGCCACAGCUGCACAAGUUGAUGAAGCAACAGAAUCAGAUGGAGAACCACCAGCAGAUCAAGUAUUCCAUUCACCAAAAGAACCAUGCACUCAAACGAUUAAAUACAUCAUGCUUCGAAGCAGAAAAGUACCAGGAACUGAUGCAACUGAACUAGUUGAAGAAGAAUUAGAGACAGUACAGACACCCGCCACUCCCGUUGAAGCAACAGCAAAUCCACUUGAUGCUCAACUCGGUGAAGAGAUUGCUGCUCAAGAACAGGCUGCAACGGAAGACGGAGGAGAUGAUGAAUCAGCUAGUUCGGGUGAUUUCAAGGCGAGAGCUGCCAAGACUGCAGUCACAGAUGAGAAAUGCAACAGUAAAAUUCUGCAGAAGCUAGUUCUCUCGAACAUCGCGGCUAAUGAUGCAUUGGCAUCAAAGAAAGCUAUCCAUGAGAAUGCUCUACAACAAUUCCCAGACAGCAGUGUUGACGUCAUCUGCUCAACAACUGGAUUCACAUAUCUUGUUAGCACGACGGAGCACUGUGAAGCCCAAAAAGACGGUGUUAUCUGCUUCGUAUACAAACGACCAUUGUAA